CAGAAUCGCGGAAGUGCUGAGAGGGCGAGGAAGGGAGAGUCCGAGCUGGUGUGAAGCGGCAAGAUGUCGGAGAGAAAAGUGUUAAAUAAAUACUACCCUCCAGACUUCGAUCCAUCGAAGAUCCCCAAGCUUAAACUUCCAAAGGACCGGCAGUAUGUGGUGCGGCUUAUGGCUCCCUUUAACAUGAGGUGCAAGACGUGUGGCGAGUACAUCUACAAGGGCAAGAAGUUCAAUGCCCGGAAGGAGACGGUUCAGAGUGAAUCCUACCUGGGACUUCCCAUCUUCCGGUUUUACAUCAAAUGCACCCGCUGCCUUGCAGAAAUCACCUUCAAGACGGACCCCGAAAACACCGACUACGCCAUGGAGCAUGGGGCCACGCGGAACUUCCAAGCGGAAAAGCUUCUAGAGGAGGAGGAGAAGCGGGUGCAGAAGGAGAGAGAAGAUGAAGAGCUGAACAACCCAAUGAAGGUUCUGGAGAACAGAACCAAAGACUCCAAGCUGGAAAUGGAGGUUCUGGAGAACUUGCAGGAGCUGAAGGAGCUGAACCAGCGCCAGGCCCACGUGGACUUUGAAUCCAUGUUGCAGCAGUACAAGGAUUAUGAGGAGGAGCAGAAGCGGCGGGCAGUGGAAGAGGACGAGCAGGAGAUGAAAGCUAUGCUGGAGCAAGCCCAGGCAAGGCGGCUGUUGGAAGACUCUGAUUCUGACGAAGAAUCCGCUCGGCCCCCUGCAAAGUCGCUGCCUAAAGCCAAGCCUACAGACUUCCUGCAGGAGGACUCGGAGCCUCAGGCCAAGAAGCUGAAGGUGGAAUCCUGGGAGAGGAGCAUCGGCAAACUGUCCAGCAAGGCUGAGCUCUCGGGGCUGGUGGCGACAAAGAAGAAGCCAAAUCACAGUUCCCCGAACGGAGCUGGGGCUCAGAACGGGCCGAGGGGCUCAGGUGUUAGUCACGCCUCACAGCCUUCAGGGUCAAGACCACCGGGCACUUCUUCGCUUAGCCUCUUGGGCGCCUACUCAGACAGCGAGGACAGUAAGAGCGAUUGACUGCCCCCCACCUCGGAGGCGAAAAGGCUGAGCCCGUGGCCCCAACUUUGCCCCUUUGUGGUGAAUGGAUCCCUUUGUGUUACCGUCCCUUUGUGGUAAAUGGAUCUAGUCGUAGACGGCGAGGGGAGAAAUAGAGAAUAUCUGGCCAUCGGCACGGGGCACGUUGGGUUUUUGCCUUUCACAGGUGCUGCUGCUGCUGCAAAAAUGACCUCGCAAUCGUUUUCCGAACUGAUCACCUCCUAAGGCAACUUCGGUGCCAUUCACCAGUGGGUACCUUCUGUUCUUCCUCUCCCAUCAGUUGUGUUGAUGCUGGCAAACCGCAGAAGCAGAAAAUGCACCUUUAAUGGGAGGAUUACCCAACAUUCCUCAGGGGUGCCCGUGGGGAGUUUGGCCACGUUCCCGGCAUUUUCGAGAGAGGGCUGAGUGAUCUGCUCCCAAGCGACCUGUGCGGAACACCCUAAGCCCCGAGCAAGGUUGGAUGCUGUUGGCUGAUGGAGUGGGGAAAUGGACUCGUCACAGUUUGUAAAACCUUCCUAGCCAGUGGCUGAACCGAGAGCAGUCAAGCACAACUCCGCCAGCUCAUAAUUUUGAUUCAACAAAAAGGCACCAGAUGCUCCCAAAGUCACAUGUCAUUUGCAAGGAAUUCUGAAGGAAGCGGAAGAACUCGGCAUGUUCCCGUGAACGAACUGAUCGUUCAGUCCACCCAGAUCAGGAAGGGUGGGUUGGAGGGAGCUGGAAAGAGAGUAUGUUUCGGGACAGCUGUCAGUCUGCACAUGGGAGUUUGAUGUUUUCGCCACCCUAUCCUUCUCCCCUCUGUAUUGGAUGGGUGAAUGUUAACAUUCAAGUAAAUAAACCGAUAGACUCGUUUUCCAA
Sphaerodactylus townsendi is the source of this 1911-nucleotide messenger RNA. RefSeq names its product YJU2 splicing factor homolog (gene YJU2). Gene Ontology annotation, cellular component: U2-type catalytic step 1 spliceosome. NCBI's taxonomy places the organism in Eukaryota, Metazoa, Chordata, Lepidosauria, Squamata, Sphaerodactylidae. The record is from RefSeq and is a predicted model, not a curated record. Bases 64 to 1038 code for a protein of 324 amino acids. The transcript has 8 exons. Gene Ontology annotation, biological process: mRNA splicing, via spliceosome.